AUGAGCUCAAAUAAGCAAAUAACCAAACGCGUGCGCUCUCAAGAGGGACAGGAAGUAAUCUCAGUGAAUAAACAACAAAAAAUCAAUAGUAGCGAAUAUUCUAAACGAUAUCGGGAAAAAAAGAAACAAGAACUCAUUGAUUUGCAGGAAAAAUAUGAAUCACUUGGUGAAGCAAAUCAGAAAUUAAUUAUAGAACACUUUGAUUUGCAGAAAAAAAACGCAUCGCUUGAUGAAGAAAAUCAGAAAUUAAGUAUAGAAAAUACUUCUCUGCGUGACAAAAUACAGAAAUUGGUAUUUGAAAAAGACUCCCUUAAUUUAAAUUGGAUGAUGUUUUUUAUUAGUAUUUCGUCGUCUAAUCAAGAGCUUAAUGAAAACGUACCUUUUUCGCUUGAUCAAAAUCUAAAUACGUUUUUAUAA
Molecule: messenger RNA, 417 nt
Organism: Ambispora gerdemannii
Lineage: Eukaryota; Fungi; Glomeromycota; Glomeromycetes; Archaeosporales; Ambisporaceae
Source: the annotation of a GenBank genome assembly